GUAUACGCACACCAAAGCUGCCACUUUUUUUCCCCCUCACUCUUUUUUCCCCCCCAUCCUAGGAUCCAAUGAUAGCUGGACAAGUCAGUAAGCCCUCGCUGUCACUGCGGAGUGAAAUGAAUGCAGAGUUGAGAGGUGAGGACAAGGCAGCUACUUCAGACAACGAGCUGAAUGAGCCCUUGCUUGCGCCUGUGGAAUCAAAUGACAGCGAGGACACUCCCAGCAAGCUCUUCGAGGCCAGAGGAAACACAGUGCUGCCUGAUACAAGCCCAGGAGACCAGCACCAACCCAGUCAGUCCCAUCCUGCAUUCCCUGUUGGGCCUCAGCCACUACUGACAGCCCAACAGUUAGCCUCAGCAGUAGCAGGGGUGAUGCCAGGAGGCACUCCAGCCCUGAAUCAGCCAAUCCUUAUUCCUUUCAACAUGGCUGGGCAGCUGGGGGGCCAACAAGGACUCGUCCUAACUCUACCUACAGCAAAUCUCACCAACAUCCAAGGACUGGUAGCAGCAGCUGCAGCAGGAGGCAUCAUGACUUUGCCAUUGCAAAAUCUACAAGCUACCUCAUCCCUGAACUCCCAGCUUCAACAGCUUCAGCAUCUUCAGCAGCUCCAGCAUCAUCAACAGCAGCAGCAGCAGCAGCAGCAGCAAAGCCAGCAGCAGCAGCAGCAAGCUCAGCAGGCACAGACUCCACAGCCAACCCAGCAGACUCAGCAAUCACAGCCACAGCCAUCAGCACCACCACAGCAGACCCAAACACAGUCCCAGAGCCAGAGCCAACCACCUCCAGCCUCACAGUCCUCCAGCUCCCCUCAGAAACCCAGCCAGUCACCAGGGCAUGGCCUUCCAUCUCCUCUUACUUCACCAAAUCCACUGCAGCUGGUUAAUAAUCCACUAGCAAGUCAAGCAGCAGCAGCAGCUGCAGCAGCAGCCAUGGGCUCAAUAGCAAACUCCCAGGCCUUUGGAAACGCCCUCUCCAGUCUUCAGGGGGUCACAGGCCAGCUCGUCACUAAUGCACAAGGACAGAUUAUUGGAACAAUCCCACUGAUGCCUAAUCCAGUCCCGUCCAGCCAGGCGGCAGGUGGAGCUCAGGGACUUCAGGUGCAGCCGAUAACUCCACAGUUACUGACCAAUGCCCAGGGCCAGAUCAUCGCCACUGUCAUCGGCAACCAGAUACUCCCAGUGAUCAAUACCCAGGGAAUAACACUAUCGCCGCUCAAACCAGGCCAGCAGCUCCAUCAGCCCUCCCAGACGCAAGUGGGACAAGCAGCCUCACAAUCCAAUCUCCUGCAUUUGGCUCACAGUCAAGCAUCUAUGUCUCAAAGCCCAGUGCGUCAGGCUUCCUCUUCUUCCUCCUCAUCCUCCUCCUCUUCAGCUUUGAGUGUUGGCCAGUUAGUCAGCAAUCCUCAGACAGCCACUGGAGAGGUGGAUGGGGUAAAUCUGGAAGAAAUACGAGAAUUUGCCAAAGCUUUUAAAAUCCGGCGCCUGUCCCUUGGCCUGACACAGACUCAAGUUGGCCAAGCCCUAAGCGCCACCGAAGGCCCAGCCUAUAGCCAGUCUGCCAUCUGCAGACACACCAUCCUGAGAAGCCACUUUUUCCUACCACAGGAAGCCCAAGAGAACACUAUAGCUAGCAGUCUGACAGCCAAACUGAACCCUGGCCUUUUGUAUCCUGCCAGGUUUGAAAAGCUGGACAUCACCCCUAAAAGUGCCCAGAAGAUAAAGCCGGUGCUUGAGCGGUGGAUGGCUGAGGCUGAGGCCCGCCAUCGAGCAGGGAUGCAGAACCUUACCGAGUUUAUUGGGAGCGAACCAUCCAAAAAGCGCAAGAGGCGUACCUCAUUCACGCCACAAGCCCUUGAAAUCUUGAAUGCCCACUUUGAGAAGAACACGCAUCCCUCUGGGCAAGAAAUGACAGAGAUUGCAGAGAAACUGAACUAUGACCGGGAAGUAGUUAGAGUUUGGUUCUGCAAUAAGAGGCAAGCACUGAAGAACACAAUUAAACGUUUGAAACAGCACGAGCCCGCGACAGCAGUUCCUAUGGAGCCUUUAACAGACUCUCUGGAAGAAAACUCCUAAACGCAAAACAAAACAAAGCCAAAUCACACAGAAAAAAAAACCCCACACCAACCGAAACGUGUCCAUUUGAACUCUGUGAAAAUUCCUAUUCAUCACCCUUGUAAGUAAAAGACUGAGAAAACUACAAGAAGGACAGAACAGUUUAUAAAUGUCCAUGGGUUUUCCUAUUUUAAAAA
This is a messenger RNA of Parus major (Great Tit), 2248 nucleotides long. RefSeq names its product POU class 6 homeobox 2 (gene POU6F2). The coding region runs from base 69 to 2072 and encodes 667 amino acids. Gene Ontology annotation, molecular function: DNA-binding transcription factor activity, RNA polymerase II-specific; RNA polymerase II cis-regulatory region sequence-specific DNA binding. The record is from RefSeq and is a predicted model, not a curated record. The transcript has 9 exons. Gene Ontology annotation, biological process: regulation of transcription by RNA polymerase II. NCBI's taxonomy places the organism in Eukaryota, Metazoa, Chordata, Aves, Passeriformes, Paridae.